This is a messenger RNA of Exophiala spinifera, 1437 nucleotides long. RefSeq lists its product as uncharacterized. NCBI's taxonomy places the organism in Eukaryota, Fungi, Ascomycota, Eurotiomycetes, Chaetothyriales, Herpotrichiellaceae. The transcript has 12 exons. Gene Ontology annotation, molecular function: beta-glucosidase activity. The coding region runs from base 1 to 1437 and encodes 478 amino acids. Gene Ontology annotation, biological process: carbohydrate metabolic process. The record is from RefSeq and is a predicted model, not a curated record.
AUGGUAACUUACAGAAAUAUUGCGGAAGAUCCCGCAUACAAGGACGUCCUCCCUGAAGACUUUGUCCACGGGUAUUCGUCGGCGUCAUAUCAGAUCGAAGGUGGCGCUACUGCCGGUGGUCGUGGGCCGUCCAUCUGGGACGAACACCUUCAGGAAGCAAAUCAAGACACUGGAGACGACGCUUGCGACUCAUAUCGGCUCUGGGAGCAGGAUGUUAGCCUCUUGCAGCAGUAUCGCGCCUCCGGAUACCGGUUCUCUGUCUCAUGGCCUCGUAUCGUCCCCAAUGGUGGCAGAAACGAUUCUAUUAACGAGGAAGGCAUCAAGUACUACAAUCAACUGAUUGACGCCCUUCUCGAUGCAGGCAUCGAGCCUACAAUCACCAUCCUCCAUUUUGAUGUUCCGCUGGAACUGCAUAAACGUUAUCGGUCUUUCUUGGCCACGGAUCCCAGAGAGCUGAUUGCCGACUAUACGUCGUUCGCGAAGCUAUGUUUUGAGAGAUUCGGAGACCGGGUUAAAAAGUGGCUCACUUUCAAUGAGCCUUGGAUUUUUCCGUCGCUCUUGUCGAUGGGUAUCGUCAAAGGCUUUUCCAAACGGGACUUUUUUCGUGUUGGCCACAAUAUUCUCCUGUGCCACAGCGAUAUUGUUCGUCUUUAUAGAUCUGAAUUCCAGCAAAAGCAAAACGGUCUAAUCAGUAUUGCUCUGAAUAGCGAGUGGGUGGAGCCGAUCAACGAUGACCCUCGAGCCGUCAAGGACGCGAAAUUAGCUAUCGAGAGAGACUUUGGUUGGUUCGCAGACCCUAUUUUUCUCGGCACUCAAACGACAGCCUGGGAUAAAUACGGCGACGACUUCCCUCGCCUCACUCAAGAAGAGCUCGCUCUGCUCAGGGGAUCUGCCGACUUCUUCUCCCUCAACCACUACGGCACUGGGUGGGCUACGGGUCAAGAAGUCCAACCCAAUGGCGAUCCUCGGUUCAAUAUGGACGAAAUCGAUAAAACCUUCGUCAAAGACGGCAAACCGAUCGGCAUGCGCGGAGAGGAAGGACAUCCACAUACCGUACCCUGGGGUUUCCGUAAGAUCCUGCUCUAUACCUGGGACAAAUACUGCAAAGACAAGAAUAUCCCCAUUGUUAUCUCAGAAUGUGGCUUCGCGGUCGAGUUCGAACAGCACAUGUCUCUCGACAAAAUUAUCGACGACAAGGCCCGUCAAGAGUAUCUGAACCAGUACAUCAAGAUCCUUUGUGAUGUCGUCAGAGAAGACGGAGUUCGUGUCUCUGGCUUUUACGUCUGGAGUCUGCUUGACAACCUCGAAUGGCUUUCCGGGUACGGCCCUAGAUUUGGAGUGACGCAUGUGGACCGCAAGAACGGAUUCAAAAGAACUCCCAAAGACUCGUCAAAGCUUCUCGCGGCGAUAUGGCGUCAUGUUGUCAAGAAGAACUAG